Messenger RNA from Amoebophrya sp. A25, 393 nucleotides. Lineage: Eukaryota; Dinophyceae; Syndiniales; Amoebophryaceae. The record is from the annotation of a GenBank genome assembly.
CUGAGAAGCAGAGUGACAACCAUGACGAUUUUGCUGUAGAAGAGCCUCUUUGUGGUACGCAAGGUGAAGAUGGGGAUCCUGAACAUGACAAAGCUUCGCCAACAAAGUCUUCUGUCGUACUACGUCGCUCGAUCUAUGUAUCUCCUGAUACGUUCAAGGAUGUAGAUUCCAGAUUUUCUCUUGCUGGACGCAAGUACGAUUGCGACUUCCCGAUCGACCUCAUUGAGUCGUAUGGCCACUGGAUUUCGCUCUCUACAACAACUGGUGGGAAGAGCACAUCUUCCAGUAAGACGGCGAUGGGCAUGGAGGUGGUGGAAGAAGGUGAUAAUGGGAAAAAAGCGGGAGACAAGGAGGACGAACAGGAAGAAGUAGUCGCAAGCAAAAAGCAAUCGC